Molecule: messenger RNA, 4475 nt
Organism: Cynoglossus semilaevis (tongue sole)
Lineage: Eukaryota; Metazoa; Chordata; Actinopteri; Pleuronectiformes; Cynoglossidae
Product: deleted in malignant brain tumors 1 protein-like
Exons: 17
Coding region: 156-3965 (1269 amino acids)
Cellular component (GO): membrane
Source: RefSeq, a predicted model, not a curated record
AUUGAUACGUAUGUCAACAAGCAUCCAGGUUGCAGUCCAAGUUCAGUCAGUGUCGUUUAUUCAAUCUCUGGAUCUUAUCAGGGGACUUCUGGGGGUUUUUUUUGGAAUAUUCGAAUGGAACUGAUUUUGUUUUGAUUUGUAUCAAAAGACACAAAAUGGCUCCUGUUCCUGCAGUGAACCAACAGUUUGUGCUUUAUUUGUCAAUCGGUCUGCUAAGUCUGCUGCUUCUUACAGAGUGUGACAAAAUCAAACUGAAUGGGCCGUCACGUUGUUCUGGAAGAGUGGAAGUCUACCAUGGAGAUACCUGGGGCACGGUGUGUGACGAUUACUGGAGCAUGAACAACGCUGAGGUGCUGUGUCGUGAGUUAGGCUGUGGGACAGUUCUUGAGCUGAAAAAAGGUGGCUUUUUCGGUGAGGGGAAUGGUGAGAUUUGGUUGGACGAUGUGCGGUGCACUGGUGAAGAGGCUUCCAUUCUGAAGUGCGCACACAAGCCUUUAGGAGAACAUAACUGUGGCCACUCUGAGGAUGUCGGGGUCAUUUGUUCAGAACAUUUGCGGGUGGUCAAUGGGACCAAUCGUUGUAACGGCAGAGUGGAGGUGUACAACAGUGGUAAGUGGAAACGAGUAUGCAGCAGCGACUGGGACAAGACAGAAGCUGAUGUUGUGUGCCAGGAAAUUAACUGCGGCUAUCAGGUCACUCAUACCACACCUCAGUACUAUGGAGAUUCCAGAGAAGAACUUGCAGUCAAAAUAAACUGCGCAGGGAACGAGAGCUCUGUGUCUCAAUGCUCGUUUCAAGACUCGAAAGAUAGCUGCAUCGAUGCAACUAUUUUCUGUCAAAACAGUAAAAUAAUUCGCCUCGUGAAUGGAACAAGUAGCUGUUCUGGUCGAGUGGAAGUCUACCAUAAUGCAGAAUGGGGGACAAUUUGUGAUGACAGGUGGGGGAUACCUGAAGUGAUCGUUGCAUGUCAUGAGAUGAACUGUGGGAAUCCAAUUGCGGCCACAUACAAAUCUUUCUAUGGCCAAGGUAAAGACCAGGUUUGGAUGGAUGAUGUGGAAUGCACCGGUCAAGAGAAGUCUCUUGCUGACUGCAGUCACAGAGGAUUUGGGGAACACGACUGUGACCAUAGUGAAGACGCGGGCAUUACAUGUUCAGAUGCUGUUAGAUUGAUUAAUGGGACUGACCGGUGCUCUGGCCGACUGGAAGUUUUCUAUAACGGCUAUUGGGGCCCUGUUUGCAGUCACUCUUGGACCAUUGAACAGGCUAAGGUGGUAUGUGCGGAGAUUGCUUGUGGGGCUCCAAAGAAAAUUGAGGAAAGCCCGGACUAUGGUAAAAGCAGUGGGAGAAGUUUUACAAGUCGAUGCAUUGGAAAUGUGAGCUCCAUCGCUGAGUGCCAUCUCCAGGAAUACUCUGGGAAAUGUGAAGGAGUUUCCCUUUCAUGUUCAGAUGUGUCGCAAAUGAGGCUUGUCAAUGGCACCAACCGCUGCUCUGGCAGAGUGGAGAUUAUGCACAACAGUCAGUGGGGGACAGUGUGCGAUGACGAGUGGAGCAUCAUGAAUGCUCGCGUGGUGUGCAGAGUCAUGGACUGUGGUACAGCUCAGACGGCCAAGUCCAACUCCUUUUUUGGUCCUGGUGAUGGGGACAUCUGGCUGGAUGAUGUUAAAUGCUUAGGAAAUGAAUCCAGUCUCUUACACUGUGAGCAUAACAAAAUGGGAGAAAAUAACUGUGGUCAUCUUGAAGAUGCUGGCGUGGUGUGUUCAGUUUCCAUCAGACUGACCAAUGGGACUGACCACUGUUCAGGCAGGGUGGAGGUCUUUUCUGGCGGCCUGUGGUUGCCAGCAUACAAUCUUAACUGGGGAAUGAACGAAGCUUCCGUCGCAUGUAGAGAAACAAAUUGCGGCGAUCCUCUCAACGUAUUAUGGAACUACGGUGAAAGUAAGGAUCAGAGAGGCCUGAGAAUCAGUUGCAGAGGUGGAGAAAGCUCUCUCACACAGUGUUCGCUAACAACACACACAAGGACCAGCCAGGAGCGCCUGGAAAACGUUGGAAUCAAAUGUUCAGGCAAUUUGAGAUUGGUAGGUGGGGAAAAUAGGUGUGUUGGCCGAGUGGAGUACUUCAACGAAGGCCAGUGGGGCACAAUAUGUGGUGAAUCCUGGGAUUUUAACGAUGCUGGAGUGGUGUGCAGGCAGUUGAAUUGUGGCAAGGCUUUUAAAAUGACCACCAUGACGGAAUUUGGAAGUGCCACGUCACAACAAAUCGUCGAUACUUUCCAAUGCAAUGGCUAUGAGUCAACAAUAUCUCAGUGCACCAUGACUAAGGUUCAGGAUAGGAUUUGCAACGCCACCUCGAUUGCUGGUGCCAUGUGCAAAGAAGCUUUGGAGGUCCGCCUGGUCAAAGAAAACGACGAGUGCUCUGGAAGAGUAGAGCUUCGUCACAAUGACGUUUGGCAAACCGUGUGUGACUCACAGUGGACGAUGAGCAAAGCUCAGGUGGUGUGUGAACUGAUAGAGUGUGGAUACGCCAUGAACGCCCCUGGUGCUGCACAUUUUGGCCAGGGCACCGGUCCAGUGGUGGAAGCAACCAAUUUAUGUUUCGACAAUGCGACAUCUCUUAAGCAGUGCACAAAGAAGGGGUUUACCACUGCAAGGUGUGGACACGAGCACGAUGCUGGUGUCGUCUGCGCAGCAAUGGUCCGUUUGGUUGGCGGCUCAGGGCAGUGCUCUGGGCGGGUGGAGGUUCUAUAUAAAGGUUCCUGGGGAACUGUGUGUGAUGACGAAUGGCAGAUAAGUAACGCCGAUGUGGUUUGUCGACAACUUGGCUGCGGUCAUGCCGUAUCUGCACCUAUGAAUGCUCAUUUUGGUAGAGGCAGUGGUCCCAUAUGGCUGGAUAACGUGGAGUGUACAGGCCAGGAGAGUGCGCUCACACACUGUCCACAUAACGGGUUUGGAGAAAACAACUGUGGACAUGGGGAAGACGCCAGUGUCAUAUGUUUAGGUUCUUUACAAAAACCUGAGAUUACUUUGAGCCCUGGCACAGAGGUGAACUGGGGUGACAGAGUUGAAAUCACCUGUGCCUUACCAUCAGAACCGUCUGGUGGAACUUUCAUCCUGAAGAAAACACAGGGAGCGUUUAAAAUGGAAAAAUUCUCAGAAAGUGAAACUGCAAACUUUGCAUUCUCCUCAGUGGAUUUCAGUCUAAAUGGAUCGUACUUCUGUGAAUAUCAAAAGAAACUGCCUGAUCAGGUCCUUUACUACCCUCAAGGAAUUCCAGCAGAUCUCUCCGUCGGAGUGAAACUGGAAAAGCCGAGCAUUUCGAUUACGUCUCCUCAUUCCAUGGUGGUCUACAGCCCUGACCAGAUAGCUGUCAGCAAAGGCGCCGUCUUCUCCAUCACUUGUUCGACUUAUUCUAAAUAUUCUGAAGGCGUCUUCUACCUGACCAAGUCUAAAGUGAACACCACUAAAAUGAAGAUGUCGGUUGGCCAUUCUGUCUUCCAUAUGGCAUACUUUGAGUUCCCUCAGGUGGAUUUUCAACACCAAGGAGAGUACACCUGUGUCUACAGCGUUAACCUCUCCUCCAUAACGUUCAACUCCAUUCCCUCAAGCUCACUCCAGAUCACAGUAGUUUCUUCCACAACAUCAGGAGUGGUGACGGGACUUGUGGUUGGUUUGGUGGUGUUACUAGUGGUGGCUGUAGGCAUCUUCCUCUGGAGACGAAGGUGGCGUGGUGCUGGUGCCAUGGUUCAGUUCAGCAACAAGUUUGGAGGACCAGUAAAACAAGAUGUACAGGACCGAAGCAAUGGAGCAUACAAUGAAAGGAACAGCAGCACGCUGGAUGAUCAUGGCGGGCAGGGCAGCAGCCCUGAAGACAAAAGUGUGGAUGCUCAGCCUGAAAACACUCUUGAAACAGAACCUGAAGACCUGGCAGGGAGAGUGUGUUAUGAGCUUGAGCCCCUCGUUCUUUCUUGAUAAGAAAGAAAUAACUCUGGAGGACAGCUUUUAUUGUGUGUUUUCGAAACCUGUGAAGAGCAACACACCAGUUCAGUGGUGACUCAGUGAGUGUCAUUACAGUCUGUAACCACAGGAAGGCGUUGAUGUCACCCUGCACUAAUAAGUGGAGGGGCUGAGGCGUUGGUUGUUGACAAAAGAGAGGCUGUGAUGUUUGUCUUGUGUUCCUUUAGGAAACACCGUAGGCACAUUCGUUUCUGUGUUUAUUCUCAUUUCUUUUGCAGCCAAAUAGAAAUUCUUAAUCCUAUUAAACUGAUUCUACUUAAACUGUUGCCUUAAUGGUCAUGUCAUGCAGAAACAUAUUUUAGCAGCAAGUAUUUUUUCCAAUUCUCUCAGACCAGUUACAGUCUUCUGAAUCUUCACACAUGACAAAUCUACUUGCACUUACUUGCGACAUUGCUUACUCAAUUACAAUUUCAUUCAUUUCAUCAAUUUUGCUGUUAAUGAUGAUCAAUAAAUUCAUAUUUCUUA